Molecule: messenger RNA, 1696 nt
Organism: Tachysurus fulvidraco (yellow catfish)
Lineage: Eukaryota; Metazoa; Chordata; Actinopteri; Siluriformes; Bagridae
Product: probable G-protein coupled receptor 148
Exons: 4
Coding region: 558-1532 (324 amino acids)
Biological process (GO): G protein-coupled receptor signaling pathway
Cellular component (GO): membrane
Molecular function (GO): G protein-coupled receptor activity
Source: RefSeq, a predicted model, not a curated record
ACGUUCUUUGUAGCCUGGAGCGCAUGGAGAGCUUGUGAAGUCGCGUGCGCGUUCACGCUUCGGUACAACGCUGACGCGCAAUUCGGACGCGCGCCAGCUUGUUUGUAGCGUGCGUGUAGCAGCAGGUCUGGGAAUCGAUUCGCACUUUGAUGUGAAUGAACGGACGGAAUGGACGUGUGAGGGGAAAAAAGAGGAGAAUAACAGGUCAGGAGGAAGGUUACAGUAAAAACAUGACUUGCCAUAACCAUAACCAGACCAGCGCACGUGAGAAACAGACCCACCUUCCAGACCAGCGCACGUGAGAAACAGACCCACCUUCCAGACCAGCGCACGUGAGAAACAGACCCACCUUCCAGACCAGCGCAUGUGAGAAACAGACCCACCUUCCAGACCAGCGCACGUGAGAAACAGACCCAUCUUCCAGACCAGCGCACGUGCAAAACAGACCCAUCUUCCCAACCAGCGCAUGUGAGAAACAGACCCAUCUUCCCAACCAGCUCAUGAAAAAAUUUAACCUGUUUAUCCUGACGGCUCCUAUCUGAAAAGAAGAUACAAAGAUGAAUUACUCCUUCCUCUCUAUCACAUCUUCACAUUGGUUCCUGGUCAUACAAAGUGAACAAAUGAAUUUCCUGCUCAUCCCUGCUGUUCUUCUCACUACCAUGACUCUAGUGAUAAACCCAUUAAUCCUCUUCUGCAUCUUCUACAGUCCAUCUCUCCGGCAGGAAACUCGUUACCUCCUCCUGGCCAAUACACUGUUAUCGGACGUCCUCUUCCUCUGCUUCAACCUCGCCAACAUCUCCUGUAAUGCACUGGACAUGGAAAUUCACUACAUAUUCUGUGAGGUUUUAAUGGUUGCCAUUGUGACUACAUACUGCUCCUCUGUGUUAACUGUCACGCUGAUGGUCAUUGACACGUUUAUGGCUGUGCGUUGGCCAUUGCGCUACAAUGAAAUCCUGACCCCAUCACGUGUAAAGAAGAUAGUCGGGGUUGUGUGGGCCUUAGCUGUGACGUAUCCUCUCUCUCUGCUGGUCGUAAUGGCGGUCCGUAAACAGGGCAACCCAGAGAACCUGAAGGUGUGUUUGGUGCUGCUCAUUCUAGGAUUACUGGAAAAAGACAUUGGUGUCAGCCUGCAUAUCUACUUCAGCGUGUGGGUGAUUUUUUGCACUGUGCUGAUCCUCUAUUGCUACGUCCGUCUCUAUAUGGUUACCAGGAGAUCUGGGAUAUGGCGCAGUCGCUACUCGCGAGCCCGGGUGACGCUGCUAGCACACUCUCUGAUGUUGUUAAUAUACUUCGCACCUGGUUUGGUGUUCACAAUGGAGCUUGCACAGUUUAAGCAGUUGUCUAACCAUCUGCACCUUGCUGUGUGGAUCAAUUCAGUGAAUCUGGCUGUGCUGAUGGUUGUGCCACGUGCUUGUGCUCCAUACCUGUAUGGCUUGCGUUACCGGGAGGUCUAUGAGACAGUUCAGUUGAUGCUGUGCAAAAGACGGCUCAACCAGACCACCAACAGAUCGCCAACACCAACAGAUUCUUAAAGAGCAUAAUUACACAAAAAAAAACUCAACAUGGCAUGAACAUGAAUGGAAUUUAGUGGGUUACAAAACAAUGCAGUGGGAUUCUUAUCUUGCUAAUUUCUACUGUUAUAUAAAGACAACUAGCAAAAAUGAUCAUCUGGCAUUAAAUGAACAUUUGAAAGCCA